GAAUAUCUGGUAGGUCUAGUACACGUGAGUGAGUGAAUGCAGCUGUCAGGAAGAUGAGUGGGCAAACGUCUCCCUCGGGCUAGUCCAGUUGCUGAGUUAGGCUAAAUUUAAUCUCCCUCUCCAUUGGCCAUUUUGACCUCACAGCCUUUUUAGGGUCUCGUAGUAAGCCAAAGAGAAAAUCCUCUCCCUACCUGAAGUCUUUAGCAGUGGCCCCUUCAAACCGAAGAGGCAAAGACCACACGAGGGACCAGAACAAUGUCUGUCUCUCAGAUCACCCCCUCACUCUUCCUGAGUGGGGCCGACGCCGCUCUUAACCAGGCACUGCUCACCCGCAAAGGCAUAACCCUCAUCAUCAACGUCACGCUGUCCCACGCCUGCCCCACGUACCCCGGCGUGGAGUGUGUCCGCGUCCCCGUGCCCGACCUCCCCAGCGCCCGCCUGGGUGACCACUUCGAGCGAGUGGCGGCGCGCAUCCACGGCAAUCGAGGCGGGGGCACGCUGGUGCACUGUGCCGUGGGCUUCAGCCGCUCGCCCACGUUGGUCAUCGCCUACCUCAUGAAGCACAAGGGGCUCACGCUGCGGCAGGCCCACGGCCAGGUGCAGGAGAGCCGCCCAGGCAUACGACUCAACGCGGGCUUCUGGGAGCAGCUGCUGGAGUAUGAGAAGAGGCUUUAUGGCAAGAACACAGUCAAGGUGGCUACUACGCCUCUGGAGCCCAUCGCAUCCAGCAAGAGCCCGUUACUGGGCUCCAUCAGAUAUAUGGGAGGGAAAGGUUGCUUAGAGCACCCACCAGAUACGGCUCUAAGUGGUGAGACAGAGAGAAAGAUCUGGACCACUCUAGACAGGCGAAAGCGUCUCAGGUUAAGAACAUGGAAGAAUUAUAUUUGAUGUUAUAUGUCAAAUUCCUCAGGUAUUUUUAACAUAAGGCUAUGCAUAUGUUCUUGGCUAUAUUGUGUGGUGAAAUGGACAGUAAUCUGUCUCUUCCAUCAGAAAACCUAAUGCACACAUGCACACAUACAAACACAGCAAAACACAGAUGAUACAUAGCCACACACACACACACACACACACACACACACACACACACACACACACACACACACACACACACACACACACACACACUGAUAUAAAAUUGUGAUCCUAAAAGGCAUGUGAAAGGACAAAUGAUUCCAAUGUAAUGUCCAACAGCCAGUGUCAUGCGUCUUUCAUAAGGCCAUGGGUGUUUAGCAUUGGCUUUGUAUAUCAGUGUUUCUAUUUACUGAGAGUUGGGCUCUAGAUCCACUGGCGGAAAAAGGGCAAAAUGGCAUAAAUGAGUAUUGUGUCUUGACUUUUGAGUACCAGCCUUCAUAUUUACCAGACAAAAAUCUCAGGUUUAGUUGAGAUACAAUCUCAGUACCUCUACUAAUGAGUAAGGACCAUUCAUGUUGGCAAAUUACCACCCUGGAAUUAAGAGAGCUGGUUCUCUUUUCCUUAACAAGCACUCUUGUUUUGUCAGUAGUCACAGCUUUGCAGGGGGUGAUUUCCUAUUAUGUAACAGGUUCUUACUCCGUUAACGCAAACACAUUUGCCAGGAGACCUACCUCAACCAUUGUCAUUGUCAUUGUUUGUUUGCAUAGGGGUCAACAUAUGGUCCAAUCAAUGACAGAUUACAAAUGCAUGUGCCUGUUUUUAGGUGGUAAUAAAAAUGUAUUUUAAAAGCUCUCUGCCCCCUCACCCCAACAACAACAAAAAAAUGUCCAUGGAUGAAUCCUCUUCAACCGGGUGGCUUAGUGAAAAUGGAUGAAUAAUGACCUCUUUGGAAGAGUACAGUGUUUAAAUGACGUUGAUUCAUCAGUGUCAUCAACUAUUAAAUUUGUCCAAAUUGAAUGUGUGCUCUUUUUGAAACUAUUUAUUUGUUUAAAAAAAUCCUGAUGCAAAGGACAUGCAAAGAUUUGCUAUUCCCCAUUUUUCAAGUUUGGAAAAGCAUAUCGAUUUUGGUGGGGAAUUAUGACAGACAUUGUUUUAGCCAGUGGAGGGAGGUAGAGAGUCAUCAUCAGUGAGCUAAACAUGCAUGUCCGUAGUGUAGAGGGAAGACAAAACAGAGAAUGGAAACUUUGGAUAAGAGAGAUGAAGGGAGAUAAAAUUGUAGCAUGUAGAGAUGAUUUGUUCCCUUGACGUAGUUUCUGAACCCCAAAUAACAUUUUUGUUUUGUUUUGUUUUAUUAUCAACGGCAGACAUCUCGUGGUCUAUAGUGGGAAGUCAAACAGUUUUUGAAUAGGGUCUCAGAGACAAGGCUCAAGGAUAGUUACAAACACAAUUGUUGGCUUGUAUAUGGGGGCUUACCUGGACCGAAACAGAAAAGGAGAGAGAGGUGGGAUAGGCAUAAAGUUUGCUAAAGUGGCCAUCUCAGGGGACAUAGUUGUCCUUUUAGAGAAAUUGUUAUAUUCUUGACUGAGAACAGCUCAGGCAAUUAACUGGGAAAUACUGGUACAUGGAUCACUUAUGGAAAGUAUGUGUGUGUGUGUGUGUGUGCGUGCGUGCGUGCGUGCAUGCGUGUGUGUCUGUCUGUGUCUGUGUGUCUAUGUCUGUGUCUGUGUCUGAGUGUGUG
Engraulis encrasicolus (European anchovy) is the source of this 2590-nucleotide messenger RNA. RefSeq names its product dual specificity protein phosphatase 18. The record is from RefSeq and is a predicted model, not a curated record. The transcript has 2 exons. Gene Ontology annotation, cellular component: cytoplasm. The coding region runs from base 256 to 888 and encodes 210 amino acids. Gene Ontology annotation, biological process: protein dephosphorylation. NCBI's taxonomy places the organism in Eukaryota, Metazoa, Chordata, Actinopteri, Clupeiformes, Engraulidae. Gene Ontology annotation, molecular function: MAP kinase tyrosine/serine/threonine phosphatase activity.